GAUAAUUCUUAAUAUUUCUAGUAUUCAUAUUCAGUUAGAAAUGUUAAAGGAAAUGGUAAGGUUACAAGUUCAAAAAAAUUUGGAAUUAAUUAAAAAUAGGUACAACUGGCUUUAGAAUCAAUCCCAUGGCUCAAUGAGCAUAAGUAGACAACGCCCACGUACAAACCUGGAAACACAAAAUUGAAUGUUAAAGACAGAUGUGUUAUCAAUACGUACUGUAACUGAUGCACUGAAUUUCUGUCAAUCAACAUAACUUGGGUUUAAGACCUAAAGAACUACAGUAUAAUAUAUUAUUAUUUUUAGUAGAAACAUGGAGAAACCUGGAAGUGAUGUAAAUGACAUAAUGACAGAGGCUGAUAUUAUACACAGAAUUGAUCAUGACGAACAUGUUGUCCUGGGAAUACAAGAGGUACUUACAAUUACCAAUGACUUGGAUCUACUAAGAACAAAUACAGAAGAACAACAGGAGUUACUGCAAGAAUAUGCACACAAGAAUGAAGAAUUAGAAAUAAAAAUUAUACAAAUGGCAACAAACAUUACAAGCCUAGAAACUGAAAAUGUUGAUCUACACCUAAAAAUUGAGGAAUAUGAAGAGUUAAUAAAGAAGUUGCACGAUGAUUUUGAAGAAAAAAUUAAACAAAAAUCUGAUAAAAAUGAUGAUUUAAGAAUCGAAAAUGAUUCUUUAAAAAAAUUUAAAGGAGAGGAAGUUAAUGAGAGGGAAAAAGUACGAAGUGGUCUGAAUAAUGAAAUCAAGCAUUUACGCAAUCAAAAGGAAGAAAAAGAAAAAGAAAUUAGAGAGAUGAAACUUGAAUGUGAAGACCUACGUACUGACUUAAAGAGAAGUUUUCGAAGAGGCGUUUCAAAGGAAAGGGAAAAUGAAACAUUAAAAGCUGGGAAUGUUAAAAUAAAUGAACAGAAGAGAGCAAAAGAUAAGACAAUUCGAGAACUAUCAAGUAAAGACAAAAGAAAUAGAGAUUUGAUAAAAAAUAUUGAAGAAGAAAAUGAUAAUUUAAAGAAACAGAUUAGAGAAUUGGAAAGGAAAAUGAGAAAAGUGGAACAGGAGCAAAAGUAUGCUACCAGAAAAUUGAGAGAAGAAAAUGACACAGCACAGACAAAUAAUGAGAGGAAAAUUCAAGAAAUAUUAAAUAACGCAAAAGAAAAUGAAGAUUGCUUGAAAAAAAGUCAAAAAGAAAAUGAAAACCUUAAAGAAGAGCAUAGGGAAUUAGAACUAAUUAUGAGGAAUGAGGUGAAAGAGCAAAGGCAUGCCAACAGAAAGUUACGAGAGGAUUUUGAAAAAGCACAAACAAUGAAAGAUAGGAAAAUCAAGCAAUUAAAUGGUGAGAUUGUUACAUGUGGAAAAUUAAGGAAAGAAGCAAGGGUUAAGGUAUUCAGAUUGAAUAUGACAAUUCAAUUUUGUCUAAUAAUUAGUGUUAUAUUAAUGGUUUUGCUUUUUACAAUUGUUUAAGUUAGCAGUCACAAUUAUUAUUAAAGAUGGUCCAACAUAACACAGAUCUUAAUUGUAGACAUAAAAGAUUUAAUAUCAAAUGCUUUAUGUUUGGAAUAUUUCAAAACCUGAAUAGUUUCUCAUGUAGAUAAUUAUGAUUAAAUUAUAUGAUGUAGAUGAUUAAAUAAAAAACAAAGUUUGUUGCCCAAGUUCAACUGACCAAAGUACUUGUAUUAUGUAUGGAAAAUAUAUUUUUUAAGAUUUAAUAAUUUGGAUAGCUUAACCAUGGUUUUUAGCCUGGUGGUUACCACUCUACCACAAAAACUGCAUGGGGAAAGGGAUGGGUAGGGAUAAAAACCUGAUUUGCAAUGGUCACUCUGCUUGGACAACACAAAAAUUAUUUUUUAUGGCAUUAUGAUACAUUAUUAUGAAGUGGAUGAUUAUCAUUCAUUAAUCUGAGAUUUAUAAUUUACUUUAUCAAUCAUUAUUACAAAGUUAUUUUUUCUCUGUUGUACAACUGUUUAUAAUUGGUGUUAAAUCAUUUUGGAAAUAGUGCUUUAUGAAUUAAAUCAGAAAAUUAUUUACACAGAAAAAUGUUGAGUGACCAAUCAGUGGUCAACUUUUGCUAAACAUGCAGGACAACAACAGACCACUACUGUAUAUGUGGAGUGCAAAGAUUAAUAUCAUUACACACAAGUGUGUAAAUAGAUUGCACUCUGCAACAGAAUGUUUUGCUGCAGUUUUGUGCCGCCCUGUGUAAAUAGACAAGACUAGGAACAUUUUCCAUAAGGAGCUACCUCAUGCUCUCCACAAUAAAUACCAAAGGCAGCCCUUUGAAAAACAAGAGUACUGUACAGUAUAUAAUAAAGUUCUAGUAUAUGUAUUACUUAAAGUACACAAAUCAUUCCGGCACUCGGAGUGCCCUUUGUGUCCUUCUAGUCUGACGCCGCGCUUCCAACUCCCUAGCCCAAGCCUCUUCUUUGGCAGCGAACUGGCCAAAGAAGAGGUCCUCUGCCCCAAAAGAGGGGCAGUCUAAAAACCGGUCAAAAUGACCGGGGCUGACGGUCGUCGCCCGGAGCACAUUAGCCCUCCGGGCUGCGUCGGCAGCCUGGGCGAUGGAACUAAACUGGUCCGAAAUAAGGCCAAUGCCCGCCCGAAGGAGGCCAAUGGCGUCCGGGACGAGAGUUGGGUUAGCAUCAGCGUCAGACAAGAAGGACAAAGCAAACCCCGCCCCAUUCACGGCGCGAAUGCCCUCCCGAGCCGCGCGGUCCAC
Molecule: messenger RNA, 2717 nt
Organism: Anneissia japonica
Lineage: Eukaryota; Metazoa; Echinodermata; Crinoidea; Comatulida; Comatulidae
Product: intracellular protein transport protein USO1-like
Exons: 3
Coding region: 311-1465 (384 amino acids)
Source: RefSeq, a predicted model, not a curated record